AUGGCCUCAACAAUGAAGCACCGAUCCCGGUACCAUCAACUGCUUCCAUUGCUUCUGCUCUGCUUGGGCAUUGCUCAAACAACGCAAGGAUGCGUCGAAACCAUAUCUGCGUGGGACAAUUGCUUACAAAGCUUGGAUGGGGACAUCGAUCGACGGUGCCUUUGGCGUUGCUCGUCUCUGCCUCCUGUUCUCCCUGACCUGCCUGUGGUUCCUUCUGUACCCUGUCCGCGAUUCGCCAAUUGUGUAGGCAACAGCACCAGCGCAUUUCCAAGUGCUUCACCAAGCGUCAGUUCGGCACCAAGCGCCUCUCCCAGCUCACUCCCAAGCUCGGCGCCAAGUGCCUCACCCACAGUCAGGGGUCUUUGCAACGAGUAUUCCUUGCAAGUGUGCUGUAUUGCAAUCUGCGAUCAAUGUGAUUGCCACGCCCAAGCCGUGGCUCACCGCGACUGCAUUGCUGGACUCCCCUCGGAGCAGUAUAAUGAGAUCAUGACACAAGCCGGCUUUGAUGGCUGCACUGGAGUGCCAGAAGCAUGCAACAACAACAGCAACCAAGCCACUGCCCAUACAUGUACUACCGGUGCCGGUACCCAAACCAAUGACAGUGCAAGCAUUUUCGUUUCCUUGUUAGUGUCGUCUUCCACAGUUCUGGCAACCACAGUUGCUUUCCUAUACCUCUAA
This is a messenger RNA of Seminavis robusta, 678 nucleotides long. The record is from the annotation of a GenBank genome assembly. NCBI's taxonomy places the organism in Eukaryota, Bacillariophyta, Bacillariophyceae, Naviculales, Naviculaceae.